This is a messenger RNA of Protopolystoma xenopodis, 396 nucleotides long. NCBI's taxonomy places the organism in Eukaryota, Metazoa, Platyhelminthes, Monogenea, Polystomatidea, Polystomatidae. The record is from the annotation of a GenBank genome assembly.
AUGGCAAAACUCACUGAUGAUGCAGACUACGAUGCCGGGAAACGUCUGAGAAUGUAUCAAGUCCACUGUCAGAUGCUAGGAGCCAUGACAACUAAUAUGGCAGACGACUUCGGACUCGGUGCGUUCUACAUAGUCUCCGUGACCACAAGACCAAGUUGCGACAACGAGAGUAGAAUGAGACUGCGUUUUGUAACUGCUGUGACUUGGAGGAUGUCUGCAAAGUGGCCUGAAUGGCUGACGACCAAGUCAUUCGUCACCGGAAUGGAAAAAAGAAGAUGUCGGCUGGACUGCGCAAGCCUGAAUGGUUCUGAUGCAACGCGACUCAGCGCCGCCUCACCAGACAAAAUCACACACAUUCCAACAACAUUAGACGAGCAGACGAGCAGAAGAGGAUGA